UCGGCUGCGCUUAUUGUAGUCUAGGAGAGUUCAAAACAGCAAUCGAGUACAAUCAACGUGGUCUAGAAAUUGCUAAAGAAGUGGGAGACAAUGCCGGAGAGGCAUCCUCACUCUCUCUUCUUGGACAAAGUUUUCACAGUCAAGGUAAACUGAGGAGGGCCUUUGACUGCUUUCACUCUAGUGUAGAGGCUUUUGAUAGUAUCAGGACGAGUCUGCAUUUCAAUGAUCAGUGGAAGAUUACUUAUCGUGAUCGGUAUAGGAGCGCAUACAUAGGCUUGUGGCGUAUAAAUCUAAUCCAAGGUGAAGUUGUUGAUGCUCUUCUCACCGCAGAGAGAGGACGCGCUCAAGCUCUGAGAGAUCUACUAACCUCAAAAUAUCAGCCCAGAGAUUUUUCGUUCGCUCUCCUUAGUUUUGUUCCAUCAAGUACAAUUUUUAUAGCUAUCAGUGGACCUUAUGUUCACUUCUGGGUUAUCCUUAGCGACGAUAAUAUCCAAUCGAGAAAGGUACAUGUGAACAAUUAUAAGUAUAAGGAGGAAUUGGAAUUUUUCAUCAAGCAACUGAACAAAACUGCCUUGAAAGAGGUUGGUGCAAGAGAUGCUGUUGCAUGCGAAAAUCCUCCUCAUUACUCGCCGAAACCGGAGAAAGUGGCGAACGAUAUGAUUCAAGUUGAUGUAAGGAACUCACAAUUAAGUGCUCUACAGAAGCUUUAUGACAUCAUCGUUACUCCUAUUGCUGAUCUGAUCAAAGGCAAUGAGCUUACAAUUGUUCCUGAGGGUCCAUUUUUUCUUGUGCCCUAUGCGGCAUUAGAGGACUCAAAUUCAACUUAUCUGAGUGAUUCAUUCAGAAUUCGUGUGCUUCCUUCCCUGACGACCUUACGACUAAUUAAUGAUUCCCCAGCUGAGUUCCACAUGAAGAGUGGUGCAUUGCUUGUUGGCGACCCAUGUUUCAAAGAGAUCAUGUAUCAGGGAAGACGUUUGGUGCAACUUCCAGGAGCAAGGGAAGAAGCGGAAAUGAUUGGACGAAUUCUCAGUAUUUCCCCCCUCACUGGAGAAAUGGCAACAAAAGGAGAAGUGUUAAAACGACUGUCAUCAGUGGCUUUGGUACAUAUUGCAGCGCAUGGUAAAAUGGAAACUGGGGAAGUUAUCUUGGCACCAAACACUACAAGAGAAACCACUCAGCCUGAAGAAAAGGACUAUCUACUGACGAUGAAAGAUGUCAUGGAAGCUGGGCUGCGGGCGCAACUGGUUGUUCUAAGCUGUUGUCACAGUGCUCGUGGGGAGGUCAUGGCCGAGGGUGUGGUCGGCAUCGCCCGAGCAUUCCUGGGUGCGGGUGCUAGAUCUGUUGUGGUAGCCUUGUGGGCGUUAGAUGACGAAGGAACCCUGGAGUUCAUGAGUUUCUUUUACGAUGCACUUGCUAAAGGCAAGAAGGCAAGUGAAGCUCUCAAUCAGGCCAUGAGAUGUAUGAGAGAAUCUGGAACGUUCAAGGAGGUGAAGUACUGGGCACCAUUUGUACUCAUUGGUGAUGACGUCAAACUUGAUAUCAAGGACAUCUAGUUGCUGAUCCAUUUCAGGGACCGAGCAUUGGAGCUGUAUCAUAGAGAUGACGAUACCCAAGGAAAUAAACCUUUGCCUACAAACGUUGACAUUUGGAACAGAAACCACAGGAAUACCAAUAAAAUCUCUGUAAGAGACUUCUAUGCAAAGCAAGCAGAACAGAAAGAGCCUUUGAGAGUCCGUGCGGAUUUCUACUCUUUCACAAGUUGAUAUUUUACUUAUUAUCUUAAAUGUUCUUAUAAGCUAUAGGGAUUUUGGACACGUCAAAGAAAAAGGACUUUGCAGUGUUUUUUAUCUUUAAUAUCUGACUCGAACCAGCUUAAAAGUAAUUUUUUCAAAAGCGGUUUCGUGAAAUUACUGUGACUGGCUAUGUAAAAAAAAUUUUCAUCUAGCAUGAGUGAGUUUGUUAUCUAUAAACAAGUU
Molecule: messenger RNA, 1976 nt
Organism: Pocillopora verrucosa
Lineage: Eukaryota; Metazoa; Cnidaria; Anthozoa; Scleractinia; Pocilloporidae
Source: RefSeq, a predicted model, not a curated record